Aspergillus bombycis is the source of this 1386-nucleotide messenger RNA. Its product is annotated as senescence-associated domain-containing protein. The transcript has 4 exons. Lineage: Eukaryota; Fungi; Ascomycota; Eurotiomycetes; Eurotiales; Aspergillaceae. Gene Ontology annotation, biological process: cell division. The record is from RefSeq and is a predicted model, not a curated record. Gene Ontology annotation, cellular component: plasma membrane. The coding region runs from base 1 to 1386 and encodes 461 amino acids.
AUGUCGGGUACCGCUCAUGACCCUCGCCUUCUCUACAGCGUCAACAACAUAACUGCUUUCCAUAUCCAAAAUGGCGAGGAAUCCGAGCUCACCCCAUCGGGGCCUCAAACCCUUUCCCUUUUAAUGGUUCCGACAAGUGCAUCUACACCUCAGAGCUCUAAUGAUGCACCAGCAGAAGAAGAUUUCUAUCUUCAUCUUCAUCUCCCUCCAGAGUUGGAUCUGGCACUUCCGGCCUCUACGCAGAUCUAUCACCAGCCGCCGAACAGCUAUUUGAUACCCCGCUGGGAUUUGGGACCAGAUGCAGGCGCGUUCAUUCGCAUACAAUUUCCGGCCAUUGGGAGCGGCCCUGAUAAGGUAUCUCAGGAAGAUGUGGAUACUUUUGAAACGAUUCUGGCACAAUGUACCGCAUUCCUGGAGCGUGCAGCCCCACCGAAAGAGCAUGCUCCGUACAACCCAGCAGAUUUUGCGCCAGGUGCAGGUUAUGUCUCGCCCACGAGUUCUGAUCAGAAGGACCCUCAUGGGCGGAUAGUGCUCGUUGAUGAAGAGGAUGGCAGUGUUGUUGGUGAAAUGGAAGGGUAUGAUGUGGUUGAGAAACCUGGCGUAAAGCCUGGCUCUAAGAGGCCGGUGGAGGUAGAACUUCCUGCGGAAGGUGAAGGCAACAAAGUCAGCGUUAGUAACGUGUCUGAGGAAUACUUGCAGAUGGCCCGGCACCCUGCAUUUAAGAACUCAACACUGGUUCAAACUUCUGCUACGGCCUCUCGUCUGAUCGUGACUGGCUCUUCAUAUGUUGCCAAUAUGAUGACUAGUGGGGCUGAAACCUUUACCAAGAAGACCAAACCUAACCCUAAGCCAAUGACCUUCUCUGAGGCAACUCACUCAAGGGUUCGUAAGGUUGGGAAUUUCACCCAUGGUGCCGCCGGCCUCUCAGCCAAGACCGUUGGCCAGCGCAAGGGCGACAAGGGAGUGAAUGGCGACUACAAGCCGGGCAUACUAAACAAAUCAAUGAUCGCAUUCUCGACACUGGCAGACGGUAUUGAGCAGAGUGCCCGCACCGUACUAACCCAUGGCUCUGCUGCUGCCAGUACGAUGAUCGGGCAUCGGUACGGAGCUGAGGCCGGCACUGUGGCGAGCGAUUUGACGGGGGGCGUGAAGAAUGUGGGACUAGUCUACAUCGAUGUCACGGGGGUCAGCCGUAAGGCUGUCCUCAACGGUGACGGCGGAGAUGUACCCCCGGCUGCAGGAGGUCGGAGCAAUAGAACCUCAGGAUCAGGUGGACGUGAUGCCGUUGCAAGACGCCCAUCCCCGACCCCUACACCGCCGCCCGCCUAUGGUGCCCCUAACACAACGUCGCUCGGUGGCAUAGGCAUGUCAAGGGGCAAAAACUGA